AUGUCAGCUGAAGUCACCUCGGUCAAGCACAGAGGGCUUGUAUGGCUCGAGAAGGUGACUCUCAAUGAAGACCUGGGUUAUGCAUGCGACGCCAUUUUCGCUACUGUCAGCAAGCUUGAGAAUCAGCUCACCGUCACAGGCUUUUGUGGUGGGUUAUAG
Messenger RNA from Perkinsus marinus ATCC 50983, 159 nucleotides. RefSeq lists its product as hypothetical. The record is from RefSeq and is a predicted model, not a curated record. The coding region runs from base 1 to 159 and encodes 52 amino acids. NCBI's taxonomy places the organism in Eukaryota, Perkinsozoa, Perkinsida, Perkinsidae. The transcript is spliced from 2 exons.